GUUUAGUGCGCAACCGAGUCGUUAAGCAACGUCCAUCGACGGGUUAAUUUAGCCAAACUAGUUAGCUUUCGGCUCGAAUAUGAUAAGCUUUCUGUUCAUUGUCAAUCGCGCGUUCAGCGGCGCCAGCAGCAAGUUAAUGGCGCAAGCAGCAGCAGCUUCUGGUCCACGUCCACUUGUGCUCUGCGGCCCCUCCGGUUCCGGCAAGAGCACAUUGCUGAAACGUUUAUUUGCCGAAUUCCCCGAUAAAUUUGGCUUCAGCGUGUCGCACACAACGCGCCACCCACGCGAAGGCGAACAGCAUGGCGUUCACUAUUAUUUCGUGAGUCGAUCGGACAUGGAGCAGGCGAUCGCCAACGAUGAGUUCAUCGAAACGGCCGAAUUUACGGGCAACAUGUACGGCACCAGCAAGCAGGCCGUGCGCGAUAUACAGAGUCAGGGCAGAGUGUGCAUACUCGACAUCGAACAGAAGGGCGUGGAGCAGAUCAAGCGAACCGAUCUCAAUCCCAUACUGAUCUUUAACAAUCCGCCGACCAUUGCGGAGCUGGAGCGGCGUCUGCUGAAACGCAACAGCGAAACGGAGGAGACGCUGCAGAAGCGCCUCAAAGCGGCCGAGGUGGAGAUUGCCUAUGGCCUGACGCCCGGCAACUUUCACAAGAUCAUCAAUAAUGUGGACAUCGAUGUGGCCUACGAGGAGUUCCGUGACUUUGUCGUCGAGGAGCUGAAAAAGCAGCAGGCGUCGGGCGUGCACUUUAAUUGAGUCGCAGCUGCAGAUAUUUGGCUAAAAUAUUGACUUCAGGCAUUUAUACUUAUUUGUUCAAUUUUAUUUAUUACAUACAUAUAUAUAUUUGUCCUCUCACUGUUCUUGUUGUUGUUGUUAACUAUAAGCAGAAAAUGUGCUGCGGUGCGUGAACAAUAAAGCAAACAGUUCAGACUUUUUGCAA
Messenger RNA from Drosophila montana, 941 nucleotides. RefSeq names its product guanylate kinase. Gene Ontology annotation, molecular function: GMP kinase activity. Gene Ontology annotation, cellular component: cytosol. Gene Ontology annotation, biological process: purine nucleotide metabolic process. The transcript has a single exon. The coding region runs from base 80 to 757 and encodes 225 amino acids. Lineage: Eukaryota; Metazoa; Arthropoda; Insecta; Diptera; Drosophilidae. The record is from RefSeq and is a predicted model, not a curated record.